GUUCACACACAAAUUGAUACAAACCUCUGAACAGGCUGGCUGGAGGAAUAAGCAGGAUUCUGGAGCUGUAAAAUGUUUUUGCCAAAAAGUGAGUAAGGGAGGAGAAACGGCAGCAAAAUCAAGCAGGCAGAGACUUCACUGCAGCUGGAUGAGUUGCUUGCUUUGUUCCAAGAAGCCAAACUGCUGAACAUCUCCUGGCUAAUAUUAAAUGACAACUGAAGAGAGCAGCGUUGUCCUGGAAAUGUGUGUGCUGUGUCUUUAAGACUGUCUUGCGGGUAAAUUAGGUCUCUCAGUAGCCCUGCACGUGGCAAAAAAAAUUUUUUUUAGAGAGAGAGAAGGGGGUGGAAAGAAAUCACGUUGAAUUUCUUUUUUUUUCUGGGUCAUGCCUUUGGCACCCUCUUUAUUUCUCUCUCUUUACUUAAAUGAGACAAAGCUACUUCAGUUUGGAGCACAAACAUAUGAUCAGCACAUGGAAAUGUGGUAAUCUGGAUGCAGACAUGAUUGCAACCAAUUGAAGAAAUUAAACUAAAAAGCCUUUCUGAAGAGGAAAGAGAGGGCAGCAGUCAGAGUGGUUAAGUCCAAUUUGGGACACUCGGAUGCUAACUGUAUCAUAGAGUCAUGGAAAGGGACCGGAUUACAGCUCUGAAGAGAUCCUUUGAAGUUGAGGAAGUAGAUCAGUCAUCAAAUUCUUCCACUCCUCAAAGACGGACACCCAAUCCUCUUGUUAGGUCCACAGUAUCCAGCUCUACCCAGAAAUUCCAAGAUCUUGGUACCAGGAAUUCUGAGUCCCCUUCCAGACAUGUGGAGUCUCCUGCAUCAAGGUCGCCUAAAUCCUCUCUGAGGAGAGUUGAUCCUUCUGGACCAAAACAUCCUGAGCCAGUGUCCAGAAGAACAGAAAUCUCCAUUGAUAUUUCAUCUAAGCAAGUGGAGAACUCCACAUCAGGAGCAUCAAGAUUUGGCCUCAAGAGAGCAGAUGUGUCAGGGCAUAAGCCUCCUGAGACUGCUACAAGAAGGACUGAGAUCAAUAUAGGCAAACCCCAAGAUCAAGUACUUCGCAGAAUGGAAGUUCCCUCAAAGAUCCCUGAGCCGACACAACGGAGAGUUGAAGCCAAUAGUCCACCUGUGCCAGAUAUUGCCACCAAACGUGUGGAAAUCCAGGUACCAAAAUCUUCAGAGGUUCCACUGCAACCAGUUAGACAGAUUGAAAAUGUGGAGAUUUUCCAAACCAAUCAGCACCUGCCACCAGAACCAAAGCUUCAGUCAGCAAUGGCUGAGAUUCCACCCAAAAGCAAAGAAGAGGCUAUUCCCAGCUACCCAGGCAGCAUGACAGACACCCCUCGAGAUGCUGCCCUCAAGCAAGUUGCACCAGCACGACCAGAGAAACCAAUGGCUGACUUUGGCUACGUUGGGAUCGAUGCCAUCCUUGAGCAGAUGCGGAGGAAAGCCAUGAAGCAAGGGUUUGAGUUCAACAUAAUGGUAGUCGGUCAGAGUGGCCUGGGAAAAUCUACCCUAAUCAACACCCUCUUCAAAUCAAAAAUCAGCCGCAAAUCUGUGCAGCCCACUUCUGAAGAGCGUAUUCCCAAGACAAUAGAAAUCAAGUCCAUCACACAUGAUAUUGAGGAAAAAGGUGUCCGUAUGAAACUGACUGUCAUUGACACCCCAGGUUUUGGAGACCACAUCAACAAUGAGAACUGUUGGCAACCCAUUAUGAAGUUCAUCAAUGACCAGUAUGAGAAAUACCUUCAGGAGGAGCUCAAUAUUAACCGGAAGAAGCGGAUACCAGAUACCAGGGUCCACUGCUGCAUAUACUUCAUCCCUGCUACCGGUCACUCCCUCCGGCCGCUGGACAUUGAAUUCAUGAGGCGUCUGAGCAAAGUGGUCAACAUUGUGCCUGUCAUCGCCAAAGCAGACACAUUAACACUAGAGGAGAGGGACUACUUCAAACAAAGGAUCACAGCAGAUCUCCUUGCCAAUGGCAUUGAUGUCUAUCCACAAAAACAGUUUGAUGAGGACUCUGAAGACAGGCUAAUAAAUGAGAAAUUUAGAGAAAUGAUUCCUUUUGCCGUGGUGGGCAGUGAUCAGGAAUACCAGAUUAAUGGCCGACGAAUUCUGGGAAGGAAAACGAAAUGGGGAACAAUUGAAGUUGAGAAUACAACCCAUUGCGAAUUUGCUUACUUGCGGGAUCUUCUGAUCAGGACACACAUGCAAAACAUCAAGGACAUAACCAGCAGCAUCCAUUUUGAAGCCUACAGAGUCAGACGUUUGAACGAAAGCCAGAACAUGCUCUCCAACGGUGUGGCUGACAAGGAGGACUUGGUGGCCAAUGAAAUGUAAUGCUCACGACAUAGAUAGGACCCAGAUAUCUCUCCCUCCCAUUCUGUUUUCUCUCUUAAAAAUACGUAUAUAUGUAUAUAUAUAACCCCUCUGCUGGUGCCAUUGUUCUGCCCCUUCCCUAUCAUUGAUAUCCACGCUGCUGAAUCUAACUGACCAAAUAACAAUUUUUUUUCCUGUAACAAAUGUAGCGUCUCACUCUUUGCCAGCCUUUGUGGUGUGAAACAUCUAUUCUGUGCGUCCAUGUAGUGAGCAGUUGGGUGUAGUAAUGGGUGACCAAACCACUGAAGAGAGAUGGGGGGGGGGGUGGCGGCUGAGCCAUAACCUCAGCUGAAAAAUCUCGGCCAGCUUUUAUGUUCAACCGUGGCCACUCCACCCACCCCCACCUCUGGGACAGAUCUGUUAUAUGAUAGGCCAGCACUCUUCUCCCGGAGGUCAGUGAAGGAGGGACUCCCAUUGGUGGUACCCCCUUCAUGCUCUUGAAAGCCAAGAUAAAGCCUCCUUACAAAACAGGCUGGCUUCUUGUAAAUUCGUCUACUGGAAUUUUCACAUACCUCAGUCUGUUGGGCAUGGCCUGAGAUGUUUGCCUGGCCAUUGUGUUGCAGCCAGCAUAAGUAGACCCUGGCUGCUAAAGAGAGAGGGAGCACCACAUAUCCUGUCCACUAAGAGCUCAGUCAUAUCAAGAUCAUCCCAAAAGUUUGCUCUGAAUGAGGAGGUCCUCUUUAGCACUCAACUUGGGCAGGCCUGGAAAAUCUCUGCUGGAUGUGCCAUAGGUUUUUUUUCCACACUGAGGGGGAGGGGGAGUUGGAAGGGAGCCCAUGCCUGCUGCCUUGAUUUCAGUGAUUCAGGUCAAUAGAGAUGUUUCUGAGCCACUUGACUGGCCUAGUGCCAAAGCUUUACUGUGUUUUAUAGGGGUGUUUGUGUGUGUGUAUGUGUGAUUUCCUUCCCCAACUCCAACCCUUUUGGGUUCAGAAUUUUCUGUCACGAAGUGAAAAGUGUCGAGAGUGGCGCGAGAGAUAAAUUAUGAUUGUAUGGCACAUUUCUGUUCCACACUAUGCAUAAUUUACCCCUGAAUCAUUUAGUUCCAGUCUCCUUUCAAAAAAAGCCAGCAAUAGCAGGGAGGCAGUUUGCUUACUAGGGAAGAGCGGGGUUGUGUGUGUGUGUGGGGGGGGGGUGCUCUUGUAGGAUAAAUACAGCAAUCAUCAUGAGGAGCUGCUCUUCCAUGACCGUUUUCUAUUCUUCAGGGCUGGAGUCACUAACUCUGCUACCUUCCUAGAAGUUCAUGCAAUGUGUUUGACUUAGAUUUCUCUUCAAAUGAUUGGGGUAUGUUUGUGUGUAGCUGAGGCAGAAGAUCUCUGCAAGCCCGAAUGAAGAAGGCUCCAGUGAUUUGAAAUACUAUGUUAAUUUUGGAUAAGCCUACAAAGGCUCUUUGGCUAGGCUAAUUUUUUUUUCAUUGUGCAAUUUCUGGGUGUCACUGUGACUACAAUUCCCCAGACGUUCAUGUCUAGACAGGUCAUGCAUGUUCAUCUCCAUAUGAAAUGCCACAAUGUGUAUAAAAAAGAUGAGUCUAGUAUUUGCACACCGUCCGUCCCUAACAGUGGAGGAAAACUGCAUUUUUCUCAGCAUGGAGCUGAUGUAAAUUUCUUAAAGAGACAGAAGCCCUGUUUGGAAUAGUUUUAUCUGAUUGAUAUAGUCAGUAGGUCCUAGGUUUUCUUAGCUUUCUGUUCUGUGGAACACAAUGUUUGAUGUCCAGCUCCAUAGAACAUUUGUGUCAUAUGCUGAUUCAUGUGUACCCUCUUUGCAAAAAUAGAAAACUCUGGGCAUGCUGCCCUCUUGUGGGGCCCUCAAAAAUGUACUGAUUCCUAGCAUUCAUAAAAGACAAACUUGAGUGUUUAUGUUGCUUGUACAAAUGACUCAAUCAUAGCUGUCAAAAUAUUCCUAAGGGUGGAUGUUUCACACUCUAAAGUACCUCAGUGGGAUGAUGGCGCAUGGCCCCUUCUUCUUGCAAGGUGUUCAUGAUACCAGCAUGUGAACCUAUAUCCUUCCAAGACUUUCUGUGACCUUUGCUAGUUUUCACACUGCUCUCUACAAUUGCUUCCCACCCCAUAAAUAGAAGCUAUCAGGCAUCUUUUAAAAAAAAUUCACAGUCCAGCAAACAUACCCAUGAACAUUUUUUGAUUCAAGACUUCCACACAUUCUUGCCUAGCUAUCUUUUGUGUUCUCCCUCUCAAACUGAAAAAUGUAGGAAUCUUUACGGAGCUGUGUUAAGCUGAGGAAAAUUAUUUUUGUUACAUGCUGACUUGCUAUAUUUUAGCAAAAUAAAAAAUUGUGUAUUAACUAAAUAUAUAUAUAUAUUUCAAGUGUUUAAAAGAUUAUGAAAAGGGUGCGGGGGGAUUCACUUUAGCAAAACUUUAUUGCAUCCAGUAUCUCAACCAGCAAAAGCAAGACAAAGAUGCUUUCUCCUCUUAUAUUGUACGUUUUCUGAGGAAAAGGUUUUACCAAACAAAACUAAAACAGUCAGCUGAAUCUAUAAAAAUGGCCUAUUGGUGGGUUGUAUGCAUUAUGACAAAUUUAGUCCUGUUUUUGUAUAAAUAAUAGUGUUUAAUAUGUAUUUCCCAAAAAUAAAUGUUUCGAAUGGAAA
Sphaerodactylus townsendi is the source of this 4972-nucleotide messenger RNA. It is a transcript of the gene SEPTIN9, whose product is annotated as septin 9. Gene Ontology annotation, molecular function: molecular adaptor activity; GTP binding; GTPase activity. The transcript has 11 exons. Gene Ontology annotation, biological process: cytoskeleton-dependent cytokinesis. Gene Ontology annotation, cellular component: cell division site; microtubule cytoskeleton; septin ring. NCBI's taxonomy places the organism in Eukaryota, Metazoa, Chordata, Lepidosauria, Squamata, Sphaerodactylidae. The record is from RefSeq and is a predicted model, not a curated record. The coding region runs from base 619 to 2334 and encodes 571 amino acids.